AUGGAUAUAAGGGGACCGAAGCACCUCAUCUGCCAUGGAUAUAUGAUGCCACUGACGUUUUCACCUGAUAACUUUGAUUCUGCUUUGGAAUUCCAUCCCAAAGCGAAUACAGUUUUUAUUGGUACCUAUCCGAAGUGUGGAACAACAUGGAUGCAAAAUAUUGUUUAUUUACUACAGCACAACGGGGAACCACUUCCAUCGCAUUUAAAGAUUAGUGACGAAAUACCAUGGCUAGAAAAGAAUGGUAGCACGUAUUGUGAGAAUCAUGUCGCGUUGAAAACACACUUACCGCUGCAUUUAUUGAAUUGGAAUGACCAAGCAAAAUACAUCGUAGUAGCACGGAACCCAAAAGAUUGUUGUGUUUCCUAUUAUCAUCAUACACGUGGCUUUGCGUUCUAUGAUUAUGCACAUGGUACAUUUGAUGAUUUUUUUCGACGCUUUAUCAAUGGAGAAGUUGGUUAUGGUGAUUUUUUUGAUCACUUUGUUUCAUGGCAGUCCCGACUCAAUGAUCGAAAUGUCUUUUUCUGUACGUACGAACAACUUAUAUGUGACACUAAAGAAAUCGUCAAACGACUAGCUUUAUUUCUCGAAAUUAAAAUCGAUGAUAAUAUUUUGGAAAAAGUACUUCAGUACUCUUCACUGCAAGCAAUGCAAACAGAUCUUCAGCGUUGGAGCAUUGAGCGAUCCAAAGAUAUGCCCAAAUUUAUCCGAAAAGGUGAGAUUGGUGACUGGCGCAAUUAUUUUAAUGAAGAACAAUCCAAACUUAUCGAUAUGAAGGUUGAACAGUUUCCGUUGAUGAAGACACUUUGGGCAAAGUAUAUGUGA
This is a messenger RNA of Rotaria socialis, 825 nucleotides long. Lineage: Eukaryota; Metazoa; Rotifera; Eurotatoria; Philodinida; Philodinidae. The record is from the annotation of a GenBank genome assembly.